Australozyma saopauloensis is the source of this 1029-nucleotide messenger RNA. RefSeq lists its product as uncharacterized. The coding region runs from base 1 to 1029 and encodes 342 amino acids. The transcript has a single exon. Lineage: Eukaryota; Fungi; Ascomycota; Pichiomycetes; Serinales; Metschnikowiaceae. The record is from RefSeq and is a predicted model, not a curated record.
AUGUCAAAUACCGAGACGCUAGGACCUUUUCCUCCGAGUGCACUGUCGCCUGCAAGCUCCAUCGAUGCAAAUUCAGAUACUGAAUUCGAUAAGCUCAUCGAACAUCAAACACGGAAAAGUGAGCUUAUCAAGAAAAGAGACGCCCUUGCCCGCAAGAGACUACAAUUGAAAGAAGAGACCAAUCGCCUCAAUGCUAUUCUUUCGAAGCACAAACAACACAAGCUUCAACAAGAGACUAAGAAGAAACUUGAAUUUUUUCUCCAUCAAAAUGAUCACGAAUCUAUAAAGCUAUCUGCGCCGGACCAAGCAGCCAAUUUCGUGCUAGAUAAUCUUGACAUACUUCCAUCGUUUGAUUACAACCUAAGAAGAGGACUUUCCGGGAAAUUUUAUCCCAACAUGCGCGUUGACGACAUAAAAACUUGCAGCGAAUUUCUUAAUGGAGCUAGAACUCAUCUCUUGUCAUUUACUGUAGCUGGCGACGGUUUGCCUAGUUUGAAGAUCGAAAUGAAAGUGUGCGAUGAAAUAGUUAUUGAUCUCACAGUGAAAAACUAUGAUCAAAUUUCGUCUAAUUUGCAAAGAAUCAGCCAGUCAUACCAAAAAGGAUUGUUGUUAGAUUACAUCGCCGGUCGUAAGUUGGAUCUCAUUAUGAGUUCAUACAAUUCAUUGGCAUACAUACAGAACGAACGGGUUUCGGUCUUCUACGCGAUUGCCAGGCGCUAUAUAGCGUAUGUCACUCAUCCUCCAUCCGCUCUCAAAUGGCAGGACGACCCGCUCACAUGUUUCCUGUGCUUGCCAUUCAUUCAAUUGACUGUGGAAUCAAAUGAAAGGCAAUACAACGUUAAACUUCAUUGGAGCCUCAUACUUGCGAAGCCUAGUAUUGGAAAGAUUGACUCCAAGGUUCGUAUUACGGUGCUCAAUGAACAACACGAGCCUUUGGAGGGUGCAAAUGAUCUAUUUCUACGACUUCUCUCAGAGUAUGGCCCCGAAAAAGCGUUCCAUCUCAUUCUCAAUAACCUAUUUAAUAUUUAA